Messenger RNA from Drosophila willistoni, 1666 nucleotides. It is a transcript of the gene betaTub85D, whose product is annotated as tubulin beta-2 chain. Lineage: Eukaryota; Metazoa; Arthropoda; Insecta; Diptera; Drosophilidae. Gene Ontology annotation, cellular component: cytoplasm; microtubule. The transcript has 2 exons. The coding region runs from base 88 to 1428 and encodes 446 amino acids. The record is from RefSeq and is a predicted model, not a curated record. Gene Ontology annotation, molecular function: structural constituent of cytoskeleton; GTPase activity; GTP binding. Gene Ontology annotation, biological process: mitotic cell cycle; microtubule cytoskeleton organization.
ACAAAAACUAUACAAAAAAAAGUUAAAAAAAAACCACUCGAAAUUUAACCAGUCCUUGACGGUCCUUAAGCCUUAAACAAAACAAACAUGCGCGAAAUCGUCCACAUUCAGGCUGGCCAGUGCGGAAACCAGAUUGGAGGUAAGUUCUGGGAGGUCAUCUCGGACGAGCACUGCAUCGAUGCCACGGGUACGUAUUAUGGCGACAGUGACUUGCAAUUGGAAAGGAUCAACGUCUACUACAAUGAGGCCACCGGAGCGAAGUAUGUGCCACGAGCUAUUCUGGUAGAUCUGGAACCCGGCACCAUGGACUCUGUGCGCUCUGGGGCAUUCGGUCAGAUCUUCAGGCCCGAUAACUUUGUGUUUGGCCAGUCAGGAGCUGGUAACAACUGGGCCAAGGGACAUUACACCGAAGGUGCUGAGCUGGUCGACUCUGUGCUGGAUGUCGUGCGAAAGGAAUCUGAGGGCUGCGAUUGCCUGCAGGGUUUCCAGCUGACUCACUCGCUGGGAGGCGGUACCGGCUCUGGAAUGGGUACUCUGCUGAUCUCCAAGAUCCGCGAAGAGUAUCCCGACCGCAUUAUGAACACAUUCUCUGUGGUCCCUUCACCCAAGGUGUCGGAUACCGUGGUCGAGCCCUACAAUGCCACAUUGAGCGUCCAUCAGUUGGUGGAGAAUACAGAUGAGACGUACUGCAUUGACAAUGAGGCCCUGUAUGACAUCUGUUUCCGCACCCUGAAGUUGACCACACCCACGUACGGUGAUCUGAACCAUUUGGUCUCUGCCACCAUGUCGGGAGUGACUACUUGCCUGCGUUUCCCUGGUCAAUUGAAUGCCGAUUUGCGAAAAUUGGCCGUCAACAUGGUGCCUUUCCCCCGUUUGCAUUUCUUUAUGCCCGGUUUUGCCCCACUAACAUCCCGUGGAUCCCAGCAAUAUCGCGCUCUAACCGUGCCCGAGCUGACCCAACAAAUGUUCGAUGCCAAGAACAUGAUGGCCGCCUGUGAUCCCCGCCAUGGACGUUAUCUGACAGUUGCCGCCAUUUUCCGUGGCCGCAUGUCCAUGAAGGAGGUUGACGAACAGAUGCUGAACAUUCAGAACAAGAAUAGCAGUUUCUUUGUGGAAUGGAUUCCGAAUAACUGCAAGACAGCCGUUUGCGAUAUCCCGCCCAGAGGUUUGAAGAUGUCGGCCACCUUCAUUGGCAACUCGACGGCCAUUCAGGAGCUGUUCAAGCGUGUGUCCGAGCAAUUCACUGCCAUGUUCCGGCGCAAGGCUUUCUUGCAUUGGUACACUGGUGAGGGUAUGGAUGAAAUGGAGUUCACUGAGGCUGAGAGCAACAUGAACGAUUUGGUAUCCGAGUAUCAACAAUACCAGGAGGCCACCGCCGACGAGGAGGGUGAAUUCGAUGAAGAUGAAGAGGGUGGUGGCGAUGAAUAAUCCCAAUACAUGACCAACAUACACUGACCAAAAAUAAGAAAAAAAAAAUGGUACAGAGACUACACUGAACAUAAAAAGGGAUGCAUUAGAGGCAUCGUCAGAAGAAGAAGAAACGCAACGAUCGCACAAAUUUUUCGAAAUUUGUGAAUCAUUUUUCAAACACUUGACACAAAGGAGAUUUUCUUUUCAAUUACAAUUUUACUGUCAAAAUAAACAAACGUUAUUAUAGCUGUCAAAA